AUGACGCUUCAAAUCUAUGCCGAACUUCUCUCACGCCCUUGGAUGGCUGCAGGGGCAGUCGCUGUUAUUUGGGCCCUUGUGCACAUUACACGACUAUUACUGGAUCCCCUCCAUGACAUACCAGGUCCGCUAGGGGCUCGGUUGUCCCGGAUUUGGUACCUACGUGCUGUCAGCAAGGGAAAUUUUGAGAAAACGAAUAUUGACCUCCAUCGAGUCCACGGACCAAUUGUCAGGAUUGCUCCGCGACAAUAUAGCCUUGACAGCCCUGAGGCGAUUCGCACGAUCUACUCACAUUCCUCAUCUUUCAUCAAGGCACCAUGGUACUAUGCCAGUGGGAACCCGAAUCCGGAAUCUCAUGACCUGUUUACAGAUAGAGAUCCGCGACGCCAUAGUACCAAUCGACGAAAGGUAGCAUCGCUGUAUAGCAUGACCAGUCUGGUACAGAUGGAGUCCUGCGUCGCGGAGUGCACUGCUCUGUUGCUACAGAAGUUCACCGACUUUGCGGCAUCUGGUCGAUCAUUCAACCUGCAGCACUGGAUGCAGUGCUAUGCCUUUGAUGUGAUUGGGCUUAUUACUGUCAACAAACGAUUCGGAUUUCUCGAUAGCGGAACGGACCAAAGCUCGCUGAUUUCUGCUCUUCACGCUUACCUUGUCUACGCUGCCAAUGUUGGCGUUUACGCGGAGUGGCAUCCUAUACUGACCAAGAUUGUCGCUCGUCUUCCAUCCUCCGGGAUGGCGCACUUGCAAGCCUUCACAGCUCAGCAUAUUGCUGAAGCCCAGACCAAUCCACCAAUGGAUGAGGAUGACCAGCGCUCCUCGGGAACUUUCCUGAAAAGACUUCUCAACAUGCACGCGCAAAAUCCAGAGAAGAUUAGCAUGGCGGACAUCUUCACUACCUGUAUCACCAAUAUCGGGGCAGGCUCCGAUACAACCUCUAUAUCGCUCACAGCAAUCCUAUACAACGUAUCUAAACAUGAGAGCAUCUACCAAAAGCUCCGCGAGGAGAUCGAGCUAGCCGAUGAGCAGGGCAAGCUGUCUUCGCCAUUUAUCACGUUUCAAGAGGCUCAGAAUCUACCAUACCUCCAAGCGUGCAUAAAAGAGGCUCUACGUUUACAUCCUGCGACUGGGCUCCCUCUCGCUCGGGUUGUCCCAAAGGGUGGAGCAACACUAUCUGGCAGAUUCUUUCCUGAAGGCGAAAUUGUCGGUGUGAACGCGUGGGUUAUCCACCGGAACGAGUCAGUGUUUGGGCCCGACACGCCUUCGUAUCGCCCGGAGAGGUGGCUAGAGAACACAGCGCGGUCCUCGGAAAUGGACCGUAAUUUCCUUGCCGUAAGGUUCCUUCGUCCUCCUACAGCUACGUACACCCUAGACCCGGAGCUAAUCAGUGCCGUUGGUGUCAGUUCGGCGCCGGGGCGCGCACCUGUAUUGGAAAGAACAUUAGCUUAA
Messenger RNA from Aspergillus puulaauensis, 1446 nucleotides. RefSeq names its product cytochrome P450. NCBI's taxonomy places the organism in Eukaryota, Fungi, Ascomycota, Eurotiomycetes, Eurotiales, Aspergillaceae. The transcript is spliced from 6 exons. The coding region runs from base 1 to 1446 and encodes 481 amino acids. The record is from RefSeq and is a predicted model, not a curated record. Gene Ontology annotation, molecular function: iron ion binding; heme binding; monooxygenase activity.